Salvia splendens (bonfire salvia) is the source of this 618-nucleotide messenger RNA. RefSeq lists its product as uncharacterized. Bases 1 to 618 code for a protein of 205 amino acids. The transcript has 4 exons. The record is from RefSeq and is a predicted model, not a curated record. Lineage: Eukaryota; Viridiplantae; Streptophyta; Magnoliopsida; Lamiales; Lamiaceae.
AUGCCUACUGGGGAGAAGAUGGUGAAGGACAUUGGUGAUUAUACAUGUGACGAGGAUGUGGAAGAGAAUGAUGAUGAAUAUACGUAUGAUCAUGAGGAAACAGAUGAGUGCACAGACAUCAAGGAUCAUGCUGAGAAGGCAAGCGCGGGAGCUGUGGAGAAGAGAGGGAGAUUCGUUGCGGCGAAGUUCAUGGAGCAGAAACAGAGCGGCAAGAAUGAUGAGAUUUCGAAUUUGGGCGUAAGAACAAAGGCUAACAGAAGAGGGAUUAGUUUAGGGCCAGCAGAAAUCCUCUCUGCAGGGCGUAGAUGGAUGAGUUUGGGGCCUUCUGAGAUUUUCGGAGCAGCGAAAUCGAGCCAGUUUGAGCCUGAAAUCAAGGAAAUUUGCUACGAAAUCGAGGCAAGCUGUGACCACCAUUGGUUCAAGAAAGGCUGUGAAGAAGGAAGAAUCUGUUUUGAGCACAGUCCAGCGAAGAAGCUGUUUAGAGAUGGCGAGAAAUCGGUUCCAAACAAGAAGGCGUCUAGGCCGGGGAGAGUGGUGGCGAGUAGGUAUAAUCAGGGCGCGUCUCAGGCUUCGGCAAUGAGGAAGAUAUCUCUGCCGGAGAGUGAUGGUGAUGCAUGA